Molecule: messenger RNA, 1768 nt
Organism: Spinacia oleracea (spinach)
Lineage: Eukaryota; Viridiplantae; Streptophyta; Magnoliopsida; Caryophyllales; Amaranthaceae
Product: serine carboxypeptidase-like 40
Exons: 7
Coding region: 103-1674 (523 amino acids)
Biological process (GO): proteolysis
Cellular component (GO): vacuole
Molecular function (GO): serine-type carboxypeptidase activity
Source: RefSeq, a predicted model, not a curated record
AAUACAAGUAGUCCUUUAUAUCAUCUCAUUGACAUUCUUUCUCAUAACUUCCAACGAAACUCUCCCUUCUUCUCCAUCCUCUAAAGUUAAAACCCAAAAAAAAUGGAGGAAAUAAACCCAAAAAGUACAACAAUUCUUGUAAUUUCAACCUUAUUUUUAUUCCCAUUAUUUAUAAAUGCAAAAUCCCAAAAUGCUCAUCUUACGAAACUAUACAAAGCCAAAUACCAUGGUAGUACAAGUAAUGAUAAUAUUGACAAGAAACCAUAUGAUACAAUGCUUGUGGAUGGUAUAGUUAAUAAACGCCACAAAGAACAUCACCAACACCAUCAUCGUCUUCGUCGUCGUCGUGAUCAUCAGAAGGAGCUUAAGGAGAGGGAUAGAAUAGUAAAGUUACCAGGACAACCACCUGUGAACUUCUCACAAUAUGGUGGUUAUGUUACAAUUGAUACCAAAGCUGGAAAGGCAUUUUAUUAUUAUUUUGUGGAAGCUCCUAUUACUACUACGAACAAAAACAACAAUUCUUUGCCUCUUCUUCUUUGGCUUAAUGGAGGCCCCGGUUGUUCUUCUUUGGCUUACGGAGCUAUGGAAGAGUUAGGUCCAUUCCGAGUUAAAAGUACGGGCAAAGAAUUAUACAGGAACAAAUUUGCAUGGAAUCACGUUGCCAAUGUUUUGUUCUUGGAGUCCCCGGUUGGAGUUGGAUUUUCGUACUCAAACACAACAUCAGAUUAUGAUACAAACGGCGACACUAAAACAGCUGAAGAUAAUUACGUAUUUUUAUUGAAUUGGCUCGAGAGAUUCCCCGAAUAUAAAGGCAGAGAUUUCUACAUUUCCGGUGAAAGUUAUGCUGGACAUUAUGUUCCUCAACUUGCUCAUGCUAUUCUUCAACACAACACCAAGCCUAAAAGUACCAUCAUCAACCUCAAGGGCAUCAUUAUGGGAAAUGCAGUGAUAAAUGAUGAGACAGACUUGAAGGAAAUGUACGAGUAUUUCUGGACACAUGCAAUAAUAUCAGACGAAGUAAGAAAUGAUGUAAUGAAGCACUGCAAUUUCAGUCCAAAUGCGAACAACCAGAAAAUAGAAUGCAAUUCAGCCGCGGAUCAAGUAGAGAUAGAUAUACAAUACUUGGAUGUUUACAACAUUUAUGCUCCUGUCUGUCAUUCCACUAAUCUUACUCUCAAAUCCAAGAAGCUCACUCAUGAUUUGGAUCCAUGUAGUGACCAUUAUGUGACUGCUUACAUGAACAACCCUGAGGUCCAAAAGGCUCUUCAUGCAAAUGUGACCAACCUCUUUUAUGAUUGGCAGCCUUGCAGUGCGGUUAUCAGUAAAUGGGGAGACAGUCCAUCAACAGUUAUCCCUCUUCUAAAGGAAAUUAUGGCAAAGGGCCUUCGUGUAUGGAUUUUUAGUGGUGACACGGAUGGAAGAAUACCAGUAUCUUCAACAAGGGCAUCCAUAAAUAAAAUGGGAGUUCCAAUAAAGACAAAAUGGCAUCCUUGGUUUAUAAAGGGAGAGGUAGGAGGAUACACACAAGAAUAUCAAGGGAAUUUAACAUUUGCAACAGUAAGAGGAGCAGGACAUCAAGUGCCUAGCUUUCAACCUCUUAGGGCUCUUUCUUUGAUCUCACAUUUCCUUGCUGGAACACCUCUACCCAAUACUUCUAGAACCAAAUUCUAUUGAUUUUUUUUUUAUGAAAUUAUUCCUAAGGAAUUCUAUGUCUCCCAACAAGGAAAAUAAAAUAGAAUAUAACUUGGGAGUACGUUUGAGUGAUUAA